Messenger RNA from Hirsutella rhossiliensis, 5121 nucleotides. RefSeq names its product HECT-domain (ubiquitin-transferase) domain-containing protein. Gene Ontology annotation, biological process: proteasome-mediated ubiquitin-dependent protein catabolic process; protein polyubiquitination. The record is from RefSeq and is a predicted model, not a curated record. Gene Ontology annotation, cellular component: nuclear speck. Gene Ontology annotation, molecular function: ubiquitin protein ligase activity. The transcript has 9 exons. The coding region runs from base 1 to 5121 and encodes 1706 amino acids. NCBI's taxonomy places the organism in Eukaryota, Fungi, Ascomycota, Sordariomycetes, Hypocreales, Ophiocordycipitaceae.
AUGGACAGCUCAGACCACGCCAUGCCUGGUCCUCCAGAUGCCCCAGACAACAACAUUCAAGUGUCGAGAAAGUCUAGCCGAAGCAAGAAAUCUGUGCCUGCUGCGCAAGACUCGGGACCUGCUCAGACCCUUGCCUCGCGGAGGCCCAGGCGAUCUGCCAACAACCCUGACGACCCCGACACCACCAUGAGCGGAACAGAGGAAAACGUCGAGCCUGGCCCUCCCCCACCCCCGCCUCCCGUCGAAAGCCCGGCCGAUGACGACAGUGAGGAUCAUGAUGACGACGACGAGGGCGUCGAAGAACGUGGCCGAUACGAUGGGAAUGAUGAAGAUGACGACCCAUUCGGCGGGUUUGGUGGCCCUGGAUCGGGCUUGUCCAAUACCCUGCGGGCCUUGACGGGCAUGAUGUCAGGACUCUCUGGCCGACUUCGGGAGCUCCUCAACAACAUCCGACAAGACGACCUUUCACUCCAAGUCAUUGCUCUUCAGGAACUAUCCGAGAUCCUCUUGGUGUCCAACGAAGAUAACCUCUCGGGACACUUUUCGCCCGAUGCAUUUGUAAAGGAGCUGGUGCUUCUGAUGAACAAGGAAGAGAGCCCGGAGGUCAUGCUCUUGGCCUGUCGUUGCCUGGCAAACCUGAUGGAGGCCUUGCCGGCGAGCGUGGCCAACGUUGUCUAUGGGAACGCGGUCCCUGUCCUUUGCCAGAAGCUCCUCGAGAUUUCCUUCAUCGACCUGGCCGAGCAAGCCCUCAGCACCCUCGAGAAGAUUUCCGCCGAGUACCCGUCGAGCAUUGUCCGCGAGGGAGGACUUACGGCUUGCCUGUCAUACCUCGACUUCUUCGCCACGAGCACCCAGCGAACCGCAGUCACCACGGCGGCCAACUGUUGUCGCAAUAUUCCAGACGACUCUUUUCCCGUUGUCAAGGAGGUCAUGCCCAUUCUCCUCAACGUCCUCGGUAGCAGCGAUCAACGUGUCGUUGAGCAGGCCUCCCUUUGCGUCUCCGGCAUCGUCGAAAGCUUCAAGUACCAGUCUGCGAAGCUCGAAGAGCUGGUGAGCGUGGAUCUACUGCGCGUGGUCCUGAGGCUUCUGGUCCCGGGCACCACCAACCUAAUUGGGUCCAACAUUCACACCCAGUUUCUCCGCGUCUUGGCGUUCACGGCACGUGCUAGCCCGCGACUCUCCGCCGAGCUCUUCAAACUUAACGUUGUCGAGACACUCUACCAAAUCCUGACAGGCGUGUCUCCGCCAAGCGGCACCGACGAUGUGGCUUCGAAGCUGGACAGCGUUAUUGUGAUGCAGGCUCUCAUCCACCGACCUAGAGAACAGAUUGUGGAAACUCUCAACGUCAUUUGCGAGCUGCUGCCGAGUUUGCCACGCAACGCAGACCCGGCUUUCGGAGAUUUCAUCGAGCUUCAUUCUUCGACCGAACCGAUAACCCCAUCUUCCGUGGGCGGCAGGAGCCGGCGGACUCCCAACGAUAAGCGGCUCGAGCUUCUGGAGGAUUGCAAGGAAGAGGUCCGCCGCUUUGCGUUGAUCAUAUUCCCGACCUUGACCGAUGCCUUUUCCAGCACGGUCAAUCUCAGCGUUCGUCAGAAGGUCCUGACUGCACAGCUCAAGAUGCUCUCCAACCUUGACGAGGGCAUACUUGCAGAGGCUCUGACCCCGGUCCCGUAUGCUUCAUUCUUGGCAUCGAUCCUCUCGCAGCGGGACCAUCCCUCUCUGGUGAUGUUGGGUCUUCAGGCCACUGAGCUUCUAUCGAGCCGUUUGGACAAUAUCUAUCGUUAUCAGCUGUAUCGCGAGGGCGUGAUUUACGAAAUCAACAAGCUUGCCACGGAAGAGGAGUCGUCCGACUCGGCUCAGCAGCCUGCGAAUGAACCAGGUGACAGUCUUGCCAAGGCACGCAGAGGUUCCGGCGGGGGUAACGACCACGCGUCGGAUUGCGACUCGGUUGAUGAUGACGAAGGGAACGAGAACAACGAUAACGGUGAAGGCGAAGGGCAUGAUACCUCGGCCGAGGACGACGACGAUGAGGAAGAUGAAGAGGAUGACGACGAGGAACACGGGGAUCACGAUCAUGAGCCGAUCCCCGGCGAUAUGUCUCCCGCGAGCUCCCGAGGAUCCACCAUGUCGCUUGACAUGCCCCCUCAUCGGUACGCAUCCGACAUCCGGUCCAUGAAGUCUCGCAUUCGCGAUGUUGCCAAGAGGUUCCUCGACACUCAUGAAAGUGAGGGCCAUGGCCAGGCCAUGAAGGCCAAAGCCGCCGCCAUUCUUGGCGACCUCUCCGAUCUGGCCGGAGAGCUGGACGCUUUUUACCUGAAGCGAACUUCGGGCGAUCUUUCAGCUCAAAAGGGCAAAGGCCUGUUCUACAAGUUGGCUGCUUACUUUGACACCGACGUGCUGGAGAGCGUCACCAGCGCCGAGCUGCUCGCAUCGGGCCUUGUGCGUACCCUUCUCGACGUGUUCAGUAAUCCAGACGAAGAGCUCGCGCGCGCAGCACAGUCGACGUUCUUGGAAGUCUUCAUGGGCCGUGCGCUCAAGUCCAGACCCAAGACCACCACGGCAGAGUCGCCAGCGACUCCGUUUAGCGUGAUGAUACACAAACUGCAGGACUUGCUCAGUAGGUCGGAGCAUUUCGAAGUUAUCACUGUGCAUCACAACACAUUUGAUGGGAACCGGAGCAGCCCCGCCUCAAUGCUCGGCAAGCAGAUUCGGCUUCGACUGGUUGCAGACGACGAGUCCAACAUCCCUCGGCCGUACAGAAACAUCAUGGUGUCCAUCCAUGCGAUUGCAACGUUCAAGUCUUUGGACGACUACCUCCGCCCCCGUAUCAGCUUGGCAGAACGCCCCCAUGGCUCGCGACGGGACGGACUUGCCAGAGCAUUUGCGGCGAUAUCCGGCGCGGGAGGAGGUCCACCCCCCCCCCCUCCUCCGCCGCCCCCUCCGGCGGCCUCGACGCCUUCUGGAUCUAGAUAUUCCCGGAGAUCGAAGAGCAGGAGCUUCUCGCAGUCGAACGACGCCUCGACGUCAGAACAGGCCGCAGACGAUGUGCCCCAAAACACCCUGGAGUGUGCUGAUGAGAGGCAGCUGUCGGACGAAGAGGAAGAUGAAGACGACAGCGGCGCCCUGGAUGCCAUAGUUGGCGAGCUGGAUGAGGAUAUGGCCCAAGACACCUCGGCACCUGAGCCAUCUGCUGUCAAUCUCGAAGUCGCCACUGGCGGAAGCAGCCUGGCUACCCGCAGCAGCGACCCGUCAGUCUCCGGGUCUGCGCGGGGCACUCCGACACCCUCAGCCACUGCGGCAAGGCCGCCGCAGCCGCCAAUGUCCUACGCUUCGGCCCUCCAGGCUGUACCCCAGGACUGGCACAUCGAGUUCAGUCUCGACAGCAGGGUUAUUCCGAACGAGACGACCAUUUAUCGCGCCGUGCACACCUCGACCGCGACCAACUCGGACGACCUGUUGAGCCGAAGCAUCUGGUCUGCCACUCAUCCGAUCAAGUUUAGGCGAGUACCCGGGCCACCGCCGGCGGAAUCGCAGGCGUUUGGGUCCAAUUUUGAAGCUGAGGCGGACGCCGAGAGCGGAAUACCUGCCUCGCUUGCCAAGUACCCGACGACGGCCUCUAUCCUGCACCUCUUGAACAUUCUCCACGAGCUCAACGCCAACAUCGAGGACAUUUUGGUGGAGAACGGGACCGGCGCCAUCAGCGUCAACGUCGAGCCGCCGUCUCAGUUUGUCAAUACAAAACUCACUGCCAAGCUGAACCGCCAGCUCGAAGAGCCUCUUAUCGUGGCCAGCAGCUGCCUGCCGAGCUGGUCCGAAGAUCUCGCCCGCCUUUAUCCCUUCCUUUUUCCGUUUGAAACUCGGCAUCUCUUCCUCCAGUCAACAUCGUUUGGAUAUGCCCGAUCGAUGGCAAGGUGGCAGAAUGCUCAGUCGGCGGACGAAAACCGCCGGGACCGCAACAACGACCGGCCGUUCCUCGGGCGCCUCCAGCGGCAGAAGGUGCGGAUCUCGCGACUCAAGAUUCUCGAAUCGGCUCUCAAGGUCAUGGAUUUGUACGGAGCGUCCCAAAGCAUCCUGGAAGUUGAGUACUUUGAAGAGGUGGGCACCGGGCUGGGGCCGACCCUGGAGUUCUACUCGACAGUGUCUCAAGAAUUCUCCAAGAAGAAGCUCAAGCUCUGGCGCGAGGUGGACUCCAUGGGAGCAGACGAGUUUGUCUUCGGCCAGACUGGGCUCUUCCCACGUCCCCUCAGUCAGGAGGAAGUCGGCUCGCCCAACGGGGAACGCAUUCUUCAUCUCUUCAAGAUGCUCGGCAAGUUUGUGGCACGAUCCAUGAUUGACUCUCGCAUCAUCGAUAUACACUUCAACCCCAUCUUUUUCCGGAUUGGAGAUGGACCCUCCACCGGCGUCAAGCCCUCUCUGGGCGCCGUGAAAAUGGUUGAUCCAGGCCUGGCGCGCUCGUUGAAAAAAGUCGCCGACACGACAGACCUCGUCGUGGAUAACGUCAGACUCGAGGAUCUCUGUUUGGACUUUACCCUGCCCGGCUACCCGAGCAUUGAACUGGGGGUCAACGGAUCCCACAAGCGAGUGACGAUGGAGAAUGUGGACUCUUACCUCGACGACGUCAUUGACAUGACCCUUGGGUCGGGCGUGCGCCAUCAAGUGGAUGCCUUCCGAGCGGGAUUUUCACAAGUCUUUCCGUACUCGGCCCUCAGCGCCUUCACGCCCGAUGAGCUGGUCAGCUUGUUUGGCAAGGUCAACGAGGACUGGUCUCUGGAGACUCUCACCGACUCCAUCAAGGCUGAUCAUGGCUACAACAUGGAUAGCCGAAGCGUGAGGAACCUGUUGCAGUCGAUGAGUGAGUUCGACGCACAGCAGCGGCGCGAGUUUCUGCAGUUCACUACCGGUAGCCCAAAGCUUCCCAUUGGAGGCUUUAGGAGCUUGACUCCCAUGUUCACCGUGGUGUGCAAGCCCAGCGAGGCGCCCUACACGUCUGAUGACUACCUCCCCAGUGUCAUGACGUGUGUGAACUACUUGAAAUUGCCCGACUACACUACCGUCGGCAUUAUGAAGAAGCAGCUGUUCACGGCGAUGAAGGAGGGUCAAGGGGCCUUCCACCUGUCGUGA